Effrenium voratum is the source of this 2682-nucleotide messenger RNA. NCBI's taxonomy places the organism in Eukaryota, Dinophyceae, Suessiales, Symbiodiniaceae. The record is from the annotation of a GenBank genome assembly.
AUGGGAUGUUCAGGCAGCACGCUGAGCUCGCCGGCCAGGGCCGUCAAGCCAUUUCCAGGCAUUGCAUUUAUCGAGCAAGAGUUUCCCGUGCGGAUGCCUUGUAUUCCAGGGGACGUGCUCAUUAGUGGAAACCUGCCGCGGGAGAUCGUGGAAAAGAUGGCGGGGUACUGCAAGGGCUGGUUGUACAUUGAACCGGAGCAAGAUGAGUGGUUCAUGCCGGAGGCAAUCCAGGAUCGGGGCGUGUCUCUGAAAAUGGUACCUUUCAAGCCAGGAAAGGAUACCUCCACCAGUGCCCUGCACAAAAUGUACACCGCCAUCUCCCAGAUGCCCCGACCCUUGAUGAUUCAGUGUAGCAGCGCGAACCGUGCUGCAAUCGCCUUACUGCUUUGGAUGGCCUUCUGCUACGGGUACAGCAGGGCUUCGGUGAAUCAGUUGCUACAGGACCUGGACUUGACCACAGUGAAGUCUGAGGCAAAACGGUGGCUAGAGAAUCAGUUGCCAGAGGUGGGCAAGGUGGAGCCUUUGAUCUCGCGCAGCCCCGAGGUGACUCAACUCUACGACGAGGUCACCAGCACCUUGACGUACAUCGUUGCUUGCCCCAAGACCAGGGAAGCCCUGCUCAUCGACCCGACCCACCGAAAGGUGCAGCGGGACCUGGAGGUGCUGCAGGGCAUGGGACUUUGCCUGAAAUACGUGCUGAACACCCACUGCCUGCCAGAGCGCAGCGCCACGAACAGCCUGCUGCAGCAGACGCAGCCGGAGCUGCAGACCGUGAUCUCGCAAGCCUCCGAUGUUGAGGCAGAUCUCCAGGUGAGCCAUGGACAGCGGAUUCCAUUGGGCAUGCUGACUUUGGAGGUGAGGGGAACGCCAGGCCACACCGCCGGCUGCGUCAGCUACGUGCUGUGCACGCGCACGGCGAGCUUCGCCUUCACCGGGAACUCGCUGCUGAUCCGCGGCUGCGGCAACACGGACCAUGGGGACGCUCGCCAGCUUUACCGCAGCGUGCACCAGCAGAUCUUCACUUUGCCAGGUGAUACCAUUGUAUGCCCUGGGCAUGACGCAAAGGGCCGCAGUGUUUCGACGGUGGAAGAGGAGAAGCGUUUCAACCGACGCCUUGCAAAGGCUGAGGAGGAGUUCGUGUGUCGCAUGGAGAAGAGACAUUGCUCAAGCCCACACCUUGUCACAGCCACUGCCACCACGCCAGACGACGAGGAGGACGCCAUUGUGCACAAGCGGAGCUGUUCCUGCCCCGACCUGGGUGUGAAGCCUACAGCCUCCAUCAUGCGGGAGGCGCUGUCCGAGGUGCAGAAGCGAUUCACGGAGACCGGGCUGGAGGCCUUUGCUCAGGUUUUCCUCAGGCGCAUGGCGCGCUUUCUGUCGAGGCUCCAGACCAAAGGUUGGGAAGCCAUUGAGAAGGAGCAUCCCGUGCGAUUUCCCUGCCUUCCUGGAGAUGUGCUCAUCAGUGGCAGCCUGCCCAAGGAGAUCGUUUUCCAGCUCGCUGGGUAUUGCAAGGGCUGGCUGUACCUUGACCCAGAGCAAGACGAGUUCAUGGCAGAGUCCAUUUUUGCUCGUGGGUGUUCCCUGCAAGUAGUGCCAUUCAAACCUGGCCGGGACACUUCCAUCACUGCCAUGCGGCACAUGCUUGCGGCCAUCAGCCAGAUGCCCCGGCCUUUGAUGAUCCAGUGCAGCAGCGCGAACCGCGCGGCAGUUGCACUCCUUCUAUACAUGGCGAUUCAGUAUGGCUACAGCAGGGCGUCUGUGGAUCAGUUGCUUUAUGACCUGGACUUCCACACGGUGAAGUCUGAUGCAAAACUGUGGCUAGAUAGUCAGCUGCCGGAUGUGGGGAAGGUGGAGCCUUUGAUCUCGCGCAGCCCCGAGGUGACUCAACUCUACGACGAGGUCACCAGCACCUUGACGUACCUCGUGAAGUGCCCAGAAACAAAGAUCGCGGCACUCAUCGACCCAGUGCCAACAAAGGCAGAAAGGGACUUGGAGCUUUUGCGGAGCAUGGGCCUGAGGCUGAAGUACAUUCUGAACACGCACAGCCGUGCGGACAACACCGCCACGAGCGGCUUUUUGAGACAGAAGCAGCCAGGGCUGCGGACAGUCAUCUCGCAAGCCUCCGGUGCGGAGGCGGACAUGCAGGUGUUCCACGGCCAGACCAUCAGCCUGGGCAACCUCAUGAUGGAGGUGAGGGAGACGCCGGGCCACACCGCUGGAUGCGUCACCUUUGUGUUGCGCACGCGUACGGCCACCUUUGCCUUCACGGGAAGGUCGCUGCUGAUUCGCAGCUGUGGCAAGACGGACCGGGGGCUUGCCCGGGUCCUGUACCGCAGCGUGCAUGAGCAGAUCUUCCGCUUGCCAGGUGACACCAUUGUUUGCCCUGGCUGGGAUGCCAAGGGCCGCAGUGUUUCAACUGUGGAAGAGGAGCGACGCUUCAACCUGCACCUCACAACUUGCGAGGAGGAGUUUGUUCAUCGGAUGGAAAGGAGGCAUUACUCGAGCCCCAAUUUGAUUGGCAUCGGCGUCAGCGUAUCGGAUGAGAAGGAGCUGGCCGGCCCUGUGCAUACCAAUCGCAGCGUGUCGUGCCCAGAUCUGAAUGCAAUGAAGGCGUGUGCAGUGCGCGCGCUUACAGAUACAAUUCGGGAAGAACUUUCAGAGAUUCAUUUCAGCUCCCUUUGA